AUCAGGUGCCUUGGGACUCUUUCAGCGCCUGGGGCUCUUACAACAGAGUUCAGAGCAGACACAAUGCCAGCCCUCCUGCUGCUGGGGCUCCUCGUGGCCACGCUCUGCCCAGCUGUCCUCUGCCACCCAGUGGCCACAGCUGUCCCUCAGGAUGCCCACCGGGAGGACACAGCUGAUGCGACACGCCUGGUGGGGCUGGUCUCCAGCAAUGCUGACUUUGCCUGCAGCCUCUACAAGCAGCUGGCCUUGCUGAACCAGGACAAGAACAUCAUCUUCUCCCCACUGAGCAUCUCCACUGCCCUGGCCUUCCUGGCCCUGGGGGCCCGUGACUCCACACUCACGGAGCUUCUCCAAGGCCUCAAGUUCAACCUCACUGAGCUGCCCGAGAAGGAAAUCCACCAGGGCUUCCGGCAGCUCCUGCUCACCCUGCGCCAGCCCCAAGAGCAGCUACAGCUCAGCCUGGGCAAUGCACUGUUUGUUGGCCAGCAGCUGCUUCCGGCCUUCCUGGAGGGCGCCCAGGAGCUGUAUGCUGCCGAGGCCUUAGACACCAACUUCCAGGACACAGCCACUGCCAAGAAGCUCAUCAAUGACCAUGUGGCACAGAAAACCGAGAACAAAAUUGUGGACCUGAUCAAGGACCUUGAUCCACAGACCAUAAUGAUGCUGGUAAAUUUCAUUUUGUUCAAAGCCCACUGGGAAGAGCCCUUCAAUCCCAGUGACACCUCCCCGUCCAAGUUCUACUUGAAGAAGGACAAGUGGGUGGAUGUGCCCAUGAUGGAAAAGGAGAGAUUCAACACACCCUACUUCCGUGAUGACGAGCUGUCCUGCACUGUGGUGCAGCUCAACUAUGUGGGCAAUGCCAGUGCCUUCUUCAUCCUCCCAGAUGAGGACAAAAUGCAGGAGGUGGAAGCCAACCUGUCGCUGGCAACCCUGAAGCGCUGGAGAGACUCGGUGAAGACUGAAUGGAUCGCUGAACUCCACCUGCCCAAGUUCUCCAUCUCCAGUGAGUUUGACCUAGUCGAUGUCCUUCCCAAACUGGGCAUCAGUGAGGUCUUCACCAUUAAGGGUGACUUGUCUGGAAUCACAGGGAACAGGAAUGUGGUGGUCUCCAAGGUGAUCCACAAGGCUGUGCUUGAUGUUGCUGAGAACGGCACUGAGGCAGCUGCCGCCACUGCAGUUGGGGUUAUGCUAACAUCUAUAGCAAUGGGCACCACUGUGCGUUUCGACCGGCCCUUCCUGGUAGCUGUCGUCUCCACUGACCCGCCAAGUAUUCUCUUUCUGAGCAAAGUCACCAACCCAUUGCAAGCCUAGAGCUCCUUGCUGGAUGUCAGGAAGCUGUGGACUGUCAGGCCCAGCUGUGACUGAGUGUCCCUGGGAAGGUGACAGCCACCUCUAGCAGCACGGAUCCAUGUGCACUGAUAGCCCAUGGAUAGCUCUUUCCAGAGGUUUUGUGGUCAUCUAAGAGCAAUAAAGCCUUUGGUGGAUUGGA
Messenger RNA from Ochotona curzoniae (black-lipped pika), 1489 nucleotides. RefSeq names its product alpha-1-antichymotrypsin-like. The transcript is spliced from 5 exons. The coding region runs from base 64 to 1311 and encodes 415 amino acids. Gene Ontology annotation, biological process: negative regulation of endopeptidase activity. The record is from RefSeq and is a predicted model, not a curated record. Gene Ontology annotation, molecular function: serine-type endopeptidase inhibitor activity. NCBI's taxonomy places the organism in Eukaryota, Metazoa, Chordata, Mammalia, Lagomorpha, Ochotonidae.